Messenger RNA from Paraphaeosphaeria sporulosa, 718 nucleotides. RefSeq names its product Tctex-1. Gene Ontology annotation, biological process: microtubule-based movement. Bases 156 to 554 code for a protein of 132 amino acids. The record is from RefSeq and is a predicted model, not a curated record. The transcript has 4 exons. Gene Ontology annotation, molecular function: dynein intermediate chain binding. Gene Ontology annotation, cellular component: cytoplasm; cytoplasmic dynein complex. NCBI's taxonomy places the organism in Eukaryota, Fungi, Ascomycota, Dothideomycetes, Pleosporales, Didymosphaeriaceae.
AGCGACAGACGGGCUCGGCGGCUUUGUUGUGUUGGCAAAAACAGAGGGCGUAAACACCUACACUACUUUGCUAUCCGUCGCAUAUCUCUUCCGCGAAGGCCAGAGGCUCACGAUAUAUUGCUAGAUUCCCUGCGCUGCGCUGCACGUACUCCACAAUGGCUUCUCCCCUCCCCACGGAUGAGCUCACUGAGAUCGUCAGGACGACCGUCGAGUCGGCCCUCGCCUCCGCAGAGAAGUACGAGCACGACAAGGUAGCAGACUGGAACACCGCCAUCAUCAACAACCUCCUCAAGACCCUCAUUGAAAAGACCACCCCCGCCUCCCAAGACACCUCCAAGCCCGCACAGCCCGCCUACAAGUACAUCGCCCACAGCACCAUCAUCCAGCACCCGGGCGCGCCCUCGGAUGGCGGCGCCGCCGGCCGCCGCGGCAUGCACAGCGCUGUCGGCGCGUUCUGGAACACCGAGAAGGACGGGACGCUGAGCUACAAGUGGGACGGCGCCGAGAAGAAGGGCAUGGAUGUUGUCGUUAGCGUAAACUGGAUCGGGAUCUGAGGGGACGGCGAAGGGGUGUAAGAGAAAGAGGCAGUCAUAGGCAGGACCAAAAGUUGGGGAGGUGGGAGAGUGUCAUCAAUUGCAUGGUGGAGGGGUGUUAGGGUGCUUUUGGGAUGGGGCUGGACUUCUCUGCACAUAUGCGAAUCAAAUUCAGUAUUUACCUA